This is a messenger RNA of Annulohypoxylon maeteangense, 2565 nucleotides long. Its product is annotated as exonuclease. The record is from RefSeq and is a predicted model, not a curated record. Gene Ontology annotation, molecular function: exonuclease activity; nucleic acid binding. The transcript has a single exon. The coding region runs from base 65 to 2203 and encodes 712 amino acids. Gene Ontology annotation, cellular component: nucleus. Lineage: Eukaryota; Fungi; Ascomycota; Sordariomycetes; Xylariales; Hypoxylaceae.
CAUGUUUCUGACUAUAAAUGUGCAUUGAUUCCUACACAAUUGAUUGCGAAUUUAUAACGCGACAAUGGAUAACCCCGUCGCACCCUCUGAUGAAGGAUUUCUGCAUGAAUCGCUUGAAACUCCUAUAAUUGAUGGUCCAUUGUCUAUCACUGAUCCCGAUCCUGAACCCUCGCAUACCUUUGACAUCGAUAUUGAAGCUCCUCCAUCAAUUCCCACCGGCUUGCCUGAGGAUGCGUCACCCGACACAGCCAAUAGCGAGUCUAGCAGUCUUAAGCGUUCAAAGCCGCACGAUGAACCCGACGAAGGGUGGCAGACUGUAGAUCGUCUCUCCAAAAAGUCAAAGAAGGAAAAGAAAGAGAAGAAGAUUCCGAGCCCACAAUCGACCAAUUACCCUUCUAUCACAUUCAACUACAACGCAAAACUCCAAUCUAAGAUCGCACUAGAUUCUCUUCGGAAUCUAAUUCUUUACAUAUUUUCUGAAGGAACUGCGCCCCAAUGGGUCGCAAUUUCCCAACGGCCGCAAUUCCGAAAGAUUGUCGCAAUCAUGGUACCGGGACUGGAGGAAGCCAUGUUUAAGCAGGAUGUCGAUUUCGCUACAUAUAAUGACCAGCCUUUCGAUCUUGAUCAAAGACCUCGAGUAAUGACAUCUCCGGAUGACUACUACCCACGACUACUCAAGAAAGACGAGCUUCCGGAUAUCUUGAAGGAUUUCGCCGAUAUGUUUCCCCAUCUCUGGCCAGUCAAGACCCCGGGGAACGAAAAGUUUGGCCAUUUACGUUCACCAUUAGGUACUAUGCUCACGGCGCCAGUUGAGAAGGCUAAGGAAGAGAAGGGUAAGGGUGUCCAGGCCGCGAAGGAGCCGAAGGGCUGGAAAGAUCAACGCACAAGAAUAACAGAGUUUUUGACGAUGCCGGAGGAUUUUCAAGCAAAUGGGUAUGUCCUACAUCCUGCUUGUAUACCAGCAGAGCGGCGCAAACACUUCGAAGAUCUACCUGGCUGGGUUCACACCAACGUAGAGGAUUUUGCGGAUGGCGAUGUUCCAGAAGAAGAAAUUCAACAAGGAAGUAUCACGGCUGGCCGAGAAAUCCUCGCGCUCGAUUGUGAGAUGUGUGUUACGGGCCCAGAUGAAUAUUCUCUUACGAGGAUCAGUUUAUUGAGUUGGGACGGGACUAUGGUCCUAGAUGAACUCGUCAAACCAGACAAGCCAAUAAUCGACUAUGUCACCCGUUUCUCCGGCAUCACAGAGGAAAUGCUGGCCCCUGUAACCACAACACUGGGAGAUAUACAGUCGAAGCUCCUCGAAAUUCUCCAUCCACGAACGAUCCUUGUAGGACACUCAUUAGAUGCCGACCUAAAAUCUUUACGACUUACCCACCCUUUCAUCGUCGACACCUCCAUUCUCUUCCCUCACAACCGAGGGCCUCCGCUCAAGAAUAGUUUAAAGUUUUUGACCCAACGAUUUCUCAAGCGCGAGAUUCAGAAAGGAGUUGCCGGUCAUGAUUCGAUCGAAGACGCCAAGGCAUGUCUGGAUCUUGUAAAACAGAAGUGCGAGAAGGGGAAAUCUUGGGGCAACCAUGAAGCGCAAGGCGAGAAUCUCUUCCGGCGAUUAACUCGCGCCGGCAAGGCUUAUCGCGCGAAUGGUGGGGUCGAAGCCAAGGGAGGUGUCCAUGUUGGCAAGACAAGCGCUAUGGUCGACUGGGGCGACCCGAUGAAGGGUGCUGGUGCAGCAUCAACGUUCCCCAUCGGAUGUAAGUCCGAUGAAGAGGUAGAAGAGGGCGUCAUGCGCGCUGUGAAAGGCGACCCUGUCGCUGAGGAGAUACCGUUCGGCGGCGCCGAUUUUAUCUUCGCACGAUUUCGAGAAUUAGAGGCGCGCCAAGGAUGGUGGAAUAACAAGAGCGAUAUUGCACCUCCUGAUCUGUCGGACAUAUCUCUUGAGACUUGCGUCCAGAACCUCACCCAGCGUAUCAAGCGCAUAUACGACAUGCUACCUCCCUGUACGGGAUUUAUCGUGUUCAGCGGCUCCGGCGACCCCCGAGAGAUGGGCCGUCUACAAGCUAUGCAGGCUCAGUUCAAGAAGGAGUACGCGGCGCCCGGCAGUAGUUGGGAUAACCUAAGCGUCAAAUGGACGGAUAGGGAGGACCAGGCUUUGAAGAAGGCGGUCAGCGUUGCGCGGAAUGGCAUCGGGUUCAUCGGCGUCAAGUAAAUUGUGUCUUGGGGUGUUGUAUAUCGCGGCAGUCUUUGUUGGCUUGUAUAGGCAGGUAGUGGAAAGGAAGUCUAGGAGGUGAGGCGCAUGAGAUACGAGUCAUGAGUGCGGUCUGGCAUUGGGAUUAAGAGAUACCCCAUUUUCAUACUCUUUGCAAUGGAUACGUGCUAUCCUUGAUAUAUUAGAAGAUAGUUGAUCUGAUCAACAACUUUGGCGUCAUUGGCUCGUCUGCUGCUAGUUACACAUUUUUGGAUUGAGUGUACCUGUUGGAAGCUUCAAUGCAGUAGUCUCAGGGUUCUAUAACUAGAUCUAGAUAUAGGUAGCUAUAACAUUUAUUGUUGCCUCUUAAUUAUCAUCCAUGG